GAGUCCCACUAGAGCAGAGUCGCCAGUAGGCAACUCAGCCUUGUGAGAGUUCGGUUGUCAAGUGUCGGUAGUCAAGGGGAGUCCAUUCCUUCACACACGAUAAAGAAGACAGUCAAACAACCUGAAUGUUUCUGCGCAGAAUGGUAAAGUGGGAUGGCAUUGGGUGUGUUCAGAAGGCGACUCGCUGGAAAAGUGAGAAGUGAACGCGGCCAUUUCAGAGACAAUUAAAAAAAGAAGAAAAAUAUCGCUCUGGCCGGAUCAUCAACAACACCUGGCGGUGUGAGAAUGUGGGCAGAUGGUGCUUUCGGUGGUGCGCGGUGCCAAAAACGUUUAACGUCUAAUCCAUAGACUCUCAUAACGUCACAGGUGCGAGGAAUAUAAGGAGAAUUGGCAUCGGGAAAUGUCUGUCUCUUAGUGCCACUCAUGUGGAGUCCGUCAGAAUCGAGAAUCGGCUGGCCAAGUUUCAACCCUAGAUUUAGAUAUUCCCUUCACAGUUUGCGGAGAAAAAGUCAGCCAGCGUGAGGCUUUUUGGCAUUCUCCCGUCCCCUGAUCGCCUGGGAUUUGUGUAGGUGAAAAAGAAGAGCCAGGGAAAGGUCACAUCCCCAGAGGGGCUGACAAUUGAUAUCGGAAUGCCCUUUUUUUGGUCGGCAAGAAUACGAAAAGAAAUGUCAAUGGUGCACGCAUUUAAAUAAUCUCCUUCUCGGAUCUCUGUUGAGCGAGUUUACAAAUCUUUUAAAGUUUAUCUAAAGUUUAUAAUCCAAUCCAUGAUCAUAAUUGUAUGUUUUUUAACAAUACAGAAAUUAAAAUUACACAUAUAUUUGUAUAUAUUAAAUUAAGAACCCAGCGUGAAAUCAUUCCUUUAGUCAGUCACCCAUUUAUUUAUGUAUAACGUAAAACUCCCGACGAAAGUCAGACCACAGUAGCCUGAGGAUCCAAUAACUCUGCCUUAUGAGCUCUUUCGUAAGUCUUUCGGAAAACUUACAAGGCCAACGACUACUUUUAGGCGGAAGAUUCUUCAAGAAACUAUAUAUUCUGUAUGAAUAUGUGGCAUUUUCUGCCUAACGUAGAUCUGACUUGUGUGCACCUUAUUUAAUUAAAGAAAGAAAGAAAGAAUAAAGAGCAAGGGGAAUCUAAAUUGGGCCAGUUAGAUCACUUGUCAAGGAAAUGUAAGCAACGUCUGCUAGUCAAAAAUAAUCUGUCUGCGUGGUUUCAGAAUCAGGACGCACUUUGCAAUGAAAUGAAGAAAUCCUUUACCAAAUUAGAAUCUGCUGGUUAGGAAAUUUUAUCGGGAAAUGUGCUUAGUAAAGGUUUUCGGAAUUUAGAAUUUUAUUUUAUUCAUAAAUGUCAAUGACAAGAAAAAGUCCUCAUGAAUUUCAGACCCAAAUUUAGAAGUAAACCUGUCAGCAAUAUAUUACAAGGGUCCAGUUUUCUGUUACGAAAGGUAUCUCAAAUGAAUUAACAGGCGUCAGAUUGCUUUGGAAAAACAUUGAAAGUAAUUUUUCAUUGACAAGGCAGUUGUCGUUGGCCUUCUAGUUUAAGUGGAAAGGAAAAACGAGUGAAAGAUGGAUAGAAUGUACAGGAAAGACUCUACCAUAUCGUCGAAAAUUUCUGAGUACGACAACGUCCCCAUCCUCCCUCGGAACUACUACGACCAUCAGUACAGGGAUCAGGACGACUUGGUGAUACCCACCAGCAAUGCUCACGUUACCCCGACCAAGACACCCAGGCCCGCCCCUAGAUACCAUAGUUUUCCAGUGGACACUGCCCCACCGGUGCCUCCUCAUCAGGUUCCCUUGGUCAAUUCCCAUGAUCAAAGCAGUCCCUCACCGCACCACCACACAAACGGCGGCUCGUCUGUGGAGAGUCACACCCCUCCAGAGCAUAAUCAAAAGCCAAGCGCUUUCCCUCUGGAGCAAGAAGACUAUGACAGCCUGGAUGCUCGCCUGGUCAUGCAGCACAGGAAGAUGCUGAAGCAGAAGAAAGAGCAAGAGGAGCUUCAGCAGAAACUGCAGCAACAGCAGAAACAGAACCAGCACACGCAGACCCCGCACAGUCCUCAGGACCAGCCAUCGGAGCAGAAGACGACUCAUCAUGGGCAGAUCGCAAAGUCCCCCUCGUCGGACCAAAAAAUAAAGCAGGAAACAGGUCGAUCUCAUCGCGAGUCGUACGGGAGUUCGGGGGAGAUGUCCCUCACAGCAUCGAUAUUCUUCUACUUCCUGGUCAUCUUGGCCGAAAUCCUGAUGUUCGGAGUGUUGUGCCUUGCGCUCUACUGGGUCGUGCAGUACAGAGGAGGCUUCGCGUGGAGAGAAGAUGUAGGCAAGGAGUUCAACUUCCAUCCGGUACUGAUGAUUGCUGGGUUCAUCUUCUUCAUGGGCAAUGCUAUGCUCGUGUACCGUGUCUUCCGCUGCUGCAAGAAGCUUCCAGCCAAGAUCUUGCACACGUAUUUGUACCUGAUGGCAGUGCCAUGCAUUGUGGUUGCCACGAUUGCUGUGUUUGACUCUCACAAUCUGAGAAAUCCGCCUAUCCCUAAUUUGUACUCCCUUCACUCUUGGUUAGGCCUCGUCACCAUAGGCCUCUUCGCUCUCCAGGUAACACAUACGCUUGUCGUUGGAUUCUUCAGUUUCUGGAUUCUCUUGUGCUGUGAGCAAGGUACCAGUGGAUUCCGAGCUGCAUUGGUGCCUGUCCAUGCAACAUUUGGAAUGAUCACAUUCAUGCUCGCAAUUGCCACAGCAGUGACUGGAUACACAGAAAAGGCUUUCUUCAGUCUCAGAUAAUUUCUUUAGACUCUGUUUCAUCACGGAGCCUUUAAAUAUUAUGAAGACAGAAGGCCAUAGUAGCCAUACUCCUAUUCCCUCUGGAUUCUGGGUAUUGUCGGGAAACAAGCGCGCCAGAGAAAGAUACUUCAGACAAUUUAUUUCAAAAAUGAAUAAAACAUGAACAACAAUCUAUUUGUAACCCAUAUAUCAAAAGAAGAAAUAUGUAUUAAUCAAGGUAACAAAAUUAAUACGUUUGUUACAGUACUCCUUAUCUUUUCAAAAUGAUGUAGAACAAAUUCUUGAGUGACAAGGUCAUCCUCAUGUCCAAAGGACCAAGGAAGUGUAAGAAAGUUAAAUCUUUAACUUGGCUAUCCAUUGCCAAAUGAUGCAAUAAAAAUUGAAGUUAGAUCUAAUGUUGAGAUGCUUACAUCAAUUCAGAACUUCUUAGAACAGCAAAUGCAGAAAGGGUGUGAUAUAGAAAUCUUUUAGAACUGUUGAAUACUGUGCAUUCUUUUUCAGCCUGCUUCUUGUAAGGAAAAUCAGAAAUUGAAUUUUUUCAACUAAAAAUAUGGCUCAAAUUUCUUUUGAGGAAGUUGAAAUUAGGACAGAAGAUAAAACUGAGUGUAUGAAAGGGCACUUCAGUGACGAAUACACGAUUUUUUCAAGUUGCUAGGCUUGUAUAAAAUAGGGGAAAAUAUGAUACUGAAAUGAAUAUCACAGAAUUAAUUUCGAUGAUUCUGGUUCAUGUAAGGAUUAGAAAAAUUGGAUAUUCCUUGAAUCCACUCAAAAGAUGUAAUAAGGAUUGGUGGAUAAUGAUCAAAUCAGUUGUGAUUUUUAAAGAACGAAUAUAAAAUAAAGGAAUAUACCAAAUUGUAUAUGUAAUAGAAAGGAGAAAUUGCCAAUAUUUGGUUGAUGCAUUUUUUGUUUUGUAUAUAUUUACCUUGAUGUGUUCUAGAAUGGAUCUUUGAAAGACCUUUUCAUUCAUUCCUUGAGACAGAAAUAGUUCUGUAGACAUAUCAAGAGGUAUUGUGAUUGUAGUUGUUAGUGAUAUUAUAAAAGAGGACUAUAAAAAAGUCUCACAAAAAAGGGUUUUUCAUCCCAUAAUGAAUGUCGCCGUUUUAAGUUAUAAAACCACAGAGAAGAAAUAAGGCACCAUUAGUCCCAACACUUGAAAGUUGAAGGAAACAGAGAUGGCAGAGGCUUAAAUAAUGUUAACAAAGCAUGAACCCAGCACCAGUUGUUAUAACUCGAGCAGACAAAAAUAAUAAACCGUUAUACGUAUAACUACUGACCGAACAGAUACAAUAUGAUGUUAUUGAGGUGGUUCAGAAGAAGAUGAAGAACAAAGGAAUAAAGCCAAGGAAAGGAAAUAUUCAUCGCGUAUAACACUUGAGUGGCAUUUGAAUUGGUGGCACAAUGAUUCAUCAUCUGCUCAGAAGUGCUAUAGUAUUCGGAUAUCACUAUUGUCCUCUUAGAUUUAGGCAGAAUAUAAACAGUAAUGAGAAAAGGUAUUUGGAGAUGUAUGCACGCCUUUUGACUAAAAUUUAUGCAAUAGUCCUGCCUAAAAUGAAAAUAGUUACAGCGCAGCUGAGUUCAGAAAAACAAAAGAGACGUACAUAUGAAAUUCCAUGACUGUUAAUGUCCUGGAAAUACACAUUUAAGGAGAUAUCAUUUUUUAAAUUGUUAUUAUUGUAUGUCAGCAAAAAUUUGAAUGGGGAGGUAGAUUGUAUGUAUUAAUGAGUUUCUGAGAUCUUAAAAAUGCAUUCAUUGCUCUUUCAACUCGGAUGACCUGAAAUGUUUCUCGAGUUUCCUGAUUAAUUUUAGAAAAACCACAACUUUAGACAAGUUACUUUUGUGAACACUUGGAGCAGCAAUCCAUCAAUUUGGAAAUUUACUUUCAUAUAUAGUUAUAGAGUUUGCACUGCUUGAGUAGGUAAGAAACCCUCCAAAAUGAUUGUUGUACAGCUUUGUUUAUCGUACAUUUUACUGGGUAGCAUUAUACUACAAUUUAACGAAAUUUUAUUAUUUGAUGAACUCCCAGAUAGUUACUCAGGUUACAUUAUUGCAAAGCUGUUUCAAGGCUUUCAACCUCUCCUGCUUUAGGCCAUUGAUCAUAAUCAAAUAUAGCAUCUCAUCAAUUCCCAUCAGACUCAUGCCAACAGGGACAGUCUGUUUUUUUUCUUUUUUUUUAAAUUCUUUUUAUGACCUUCCACGUUGAAAUAGUUUCACUCACUUCUCACGUGUGAAUCACAAACAUAUCAUAGCUGGGUUUGUCUUGAAUUUCAUGACAUGACCCUGAUCUCACGAGAUCUUGAUGUUUGGGAUUUGCCAGUUCAGUUAAAAGUUGAGAGCCAAAACACCAGUAAUGAUACAGCUAAGGAACGGAGUCCUUUGACUUGCACGUUUCCUUGGCGUUCAGUAAGUAUGUUCUCAUUUCCCUCAAGCAAUCGAGUGUUGUUGAGCUUUUUGAAGAAUUUGCAGAUUUGUGUGUUGACUAUCUAUUCCAAAUAACAAAUUUAAUCAUUUUGCAAAUUUAGUGACUAUUCCUGAUAAUUAAAUUAACAAGUUCUCCCUCCCUUGUGCAGGUUUAACUACAUAGCUCUACCAAAUGAAGCCAUUGUAAUUAAUGCUCAAGCGAUGUGUCUCGGUGCUCUUGCAAUUGUCAUGUAUCUUAUUUUCAACUUACAAUUCAAAAGAAAAAAAUCUGAAGA
Macrobrachium nipponense is the source of this 5467-nucleotide messenger RNA. RefSeq lists its product as uncharacterized. The transcript is spliced from 7 exons. The coding region runs from base 1563 to 2774 and encodes 403 amino acids. Gene Ontology annotation, molecular function: oxidoreductase activity. Lineage: Eukaryota; Metazoa; Arthropoda; Malacostraca; Decapoda; Palaemonidae. The record is from RefSeq and is a predicted model, not a curated record.